GAUCGCAGAUCAACGGUGCGUUUGCUUCUCUCCUCCGGAAGGUUCCCGCAGGCGCGGCCGACCUCGGUUUCAACCCCAGCUCUUCUUCCCCCCCUCCUCCUCGUCCCAAGCUUCGAACGCGACGACGAGAACAAGGAAGCGGACGCGAGAGGAGAAGACUAGACCAGGGGAACGUCGAAGAGGCCUCGGAUCGGAUCCAUCGACGCGUGAAGAUGUCUUCGCCCGCCGAGUACUACAAAUCACUUCCACCUAUAAGCAAGGCAUAUGGGACAUUGUGUUUCCUUACCACCGUGCUAGUUCGGCUCCAUAUCGUGGAUGGGGGUUUUCUUGUAUUAUAUUACCCUUGGGUGUUUAAGAAGUUUCAGGUAUGGAGGCUAUUUACAAGUUUCAUCUUUCUGGGACCAUUUUCCAUAAACUUCGGUAUUCGCCUUCUGAUGAUAGCAAGGUAUGGUGUCAUGCUGGAAAAGGGAGCAUUUGAUAGACGCACUGCAGAUUUCUUGUGGAUGAUGAUAUUUGGUGCCAUCUCACUAUUGGUGGUGUCUGUUAUUCCCCUAUUAAAUACUUAUACAUUGGGAGUACCUAUGGUCAACAUGCUUGUUUAUGUCUGGAGCCGAGAGAAUCCGAAUGCUCAGAUAAAUAUAUAUGGUCUUGUCCAAUUGAGGGCAUUUUAUCUUCCAUGGGUUAUGCUCUUAUUGGAUGUGAUAUUUGGGUCACCAUUAAUGGGUGGCCUUCUGGGUAUCAUGGUUGGACAUCUAUACUACUUCUUUGCAGUGUUGCACCCUCUUGCCACCGGAAAGAACUACCUCAAGACUCCGAAAUGGGUCCAUAAGAUUGUUGCUCGAUACAGAAUAGGGGUGCAAGCCAACGCUCCUGUCAGGCCGCAAGCUAACGGCAACACCGGGACUGGUGCCUUCAGAGGAAGAAGCUAUAGACUCAAUCAAGAUUGACCUGGAGAAGUACACACCUUGUAACGUGAUUCCUGUUGGGAGUGGCGAUGUAAUAGAAGCAGAGCCCAGAACAUAGUAGGGUCAACCAGGAUUAUUAAGGGUUUACUCUGUUUAGAUGUUCUGUUAAAAAAGCUGGACUUGUAUGGAAUGGCAAGUCCUUUCGUUUACUGAUUUUAGUUCCUAACAAUGUUAAUAGUCCAUGUUUGUUUGAAUUAUUUUUUAGGACGCUUCUGUCUGAAUCGUUGUUUGAAAGAUAAUUAAUUUGCUUGGCUGUA
Molecule: messenger RNA, 1222 nt
Organism: Sorghum bicolor (sorghum)
Lineage: Eukaryota; Viridiplantae; Streptophyta; Magnoliopsida; Poales; Poaceae
Product: derlin-1.2
Exons: 7
Coding region: 213-947 (244 amino acids)
Biological process (GO): endoplasmic reticulum unfolded protein response
Cellular component (GO): endoplasmic reticulum membrane; Hrd1p ubiquitin ligase ERAD-L complex
Molecular function (GO): ubiquitin-specific protease binding; misfolded protein binding
Source: RefSeq, a predicted model, not a curated record